CGCCACCGUCUACGAGAAUUGAAGAUGUUCUAGACUUUAUGGGGAAGCUUCCAGCAAAUCAUUGCUUGCAAAUUGUAGUGGCAAUUAAAUACAAACUUAUAUAUACUGAUGGAUUUGUUAUCGUUGUCUGCCUGACCUCCAUUGUCCGGGAAAGCAUGUCAAAGUCUCCAUAGGGCAAUAUUUCCAGACCCGCUACGGACUGUAGGAAAACAUACGCGACUCUUAUCGUCAGUCCCAAGUCCCGGAAGUGAACCCACAAACUUACCUCAGAACGGAGUCUCGAGUGGGACCCGUUGACUCUCUGCUCUCUAGCCAGACCAAUCAACAAGAUUCCAUUUGUGAAUCUAAUCGCCGACCCUGAGCUUUAAGCUUCGAGCAAGAAUUCUUCUCGUCCUGCUGCAAACCGAACCGAGUUUGCCCCGAACUUGUUGACUCUCCUUAGCUGUCAAGUCUCCUUCUCUCCUUUUUACACCGUCUUAUCCAUCUCUCCUUGGUCUUCAUAUUCCUUCCAAACCCUGUAUUACCUACCACUGAAGUCAGAGACCUCAUUUUAAUCACAACUCCAAGAUGGCCUCUGCCUCUCGUCAGAUCCUUCGGGCUGCGUCCCGCGCCAGCACCCGCACCGCGUUCGCCCCGGCUGCAUCACGCGGCCUCGCCGCCCGCACCAUCGCUGGCCGCCGCUUCUACUCGUCUUCGUCCGAGCCCGCCAAGGCCUCGUCGUCCAACCUCGGCUGGAUUGCCGGUGCCCUUGCCGCCGCUGCUGCUGGUGCCGGUUACUGGUACACCCAGAACGGUGGCGCCGCCACGCUCACCAAGCCCGAGUUCAAGGACUACCAGACCGUGUACAACGACAUUGCCAGCCGCCUCGAGGAGAACCCCGACUACGACGAUGGUAGCUACGGCCCCGUCCUCGUGCGCCUGGCUUGGCACGCUAGCGGUACCUACGACAAGGAGACCGGCACUGGCGGCAGCAACGGUGCCACCAUGCGCUUCUCGCCUGAGGGUGGCCACGGUGCCAACGCUGGUCUGAAGGCCGCCCGUGACUUCCUGGAGCCUAUCAAGGCCAAGUACCCCUGGAUCACCUACUCUGACCUCUGGAUCCUUGGAGGCGUCUGCGCCAUCCAGGAGAUGCUGGGCCCCAAGAUCCCUUACCGCCCUGGUCGCUCCGACAAGGACGCCGCUGCCUGCACUCCCGACGGCCGCCUGCCCGACGCUGCCCAGCGCCAGGACCACGUCCGUAACAUCUUCUACCGCAUGGGCUUCAACGACCAGGAGAUCGUUGCCCUGGCCGGCGCUCACGCCCUGGGCCGCUGCCACACCGACCGCAGCGGCUUCGACGGCCCCUGGACCUUUUCGCCUACCGUGCUGACCAACGACUACUUCAAGCUGCUGCUCAACGAGAAGUGGGAGUACAAGAAGUGGGAUGGUCCUAAGCAGUACGUCGACAGCAAGACCAAGAGCCUCAUGAUGCUGCCCGCGGACAUGUGCCUCAUCGAGGACAAGAAGUUCAAGGAGUGGACCAAGAAGUACGCCGACGACAACGACCUGUUCUUCAAGGACUUCUCUGCCGCUGUGCUCAAGCUGUUUGAGCUCGGUGUGCCGUUCGCCGAGGGUACCGAGAACCAGAGGUGGAUCUUCAAGCCCACCAGCGAGUAAAGAAGCAAACUCGGAUUUUAUGGGGACUGGUUGGGGAGGACUUGAUGGUUAGACUUGUUAGAAUUUUUUCCCUUUUUAUUUUCUUUUUUAGAAGGCUAGACGUGGACCACUCCAUAUACCCAGAUGGGGGGUGGGGGUGGACGAGACGGUGGGGAGAAGCUACUCCCUCGAAGAUUUGUAUAAAGCAGAGCGGUCAUCGCGACCAUUUGAAGAUCUCUUUUGUGUAAAGAGUGUACAAUACAGUACUUUUUUUUUACGUGGCAACUUGCUGAG
This is a messenger RNA of Pyricularia oryzae 70-15, 1929 nucleotides long. Its product is annotated as cytochrome c peroxidase. The record is from RefSeq and is a predicted model, not a curated record. Gene Ontology annotation, biological process: hydrogen peroxide catabolic process; response to reactive oxygen species; cellular response to oxidative stress. The transcript is spliced from 4 exons. Gene Ontology annotation, molecular function: peroxidase activity; heme binding. Lineage: Eukaryota; Fungi; Ascomycota; Sordariomycetes; Magnaporthales; Pyriculariaceae. Bases 568 to 1656 code for a protein of 362 amino acids.